Molecule: messenger RNA, 795 nt
Organism: Protopolystoma xenopodis
Lineage: Eukaryota; Metazoa; Platyhelminthes; Monogenea; Polystomatidea; Polystomatidae
Source: the annotation of a GenBank genome assembly
AUGAUUCUGCCGAUAACAUGUCCGGAUCUUGUUCCUAAUUAUCAUGCUCUGGCAAAUGCACAAUUGACCUCAAAUCUCGAUAUAAUACUUCGCACUGUUUGUUGGGCUGAAGCAAACCAACUUUUAUCUGCACAAUUUAAUUUACCGGCCUCCACAGUUAGACAAAUAUGGCUACUAGCUGAUCUAGAUGGAGAUUCAAAACUUACUCAGCAUGAAUAUUGUAUUGCUGCUCAUCUAGCUUGUUUGCAUAGUGCUCAAGGCGUGCAACUGCCAUCAAGUAAAACUGAUUUGCUAGUCUUUUUAAUAUCCCAAAGAGUUCGGGAAAAUAAAAACAACUGCAGACAAGCCACUUUUCGAAAAACUUCCUCUCCUGUUAAUGAGCUCUAUUCAUCCGCUUCUAUUCCUGGGAAUGAUAGUUAUUCUUCCUCUUUAAUAAAACAUGGCUCUCCUGAGAGGCCUCUUUCCGAGUCAUCAUUCACUAAUCUUUAUCAGUUCUCACCUAUUCAAAGCACUCAGAUCGGGUCAACUAAAGCCAGGCUUGGACACUCCGUUGAUGCUAAAACCUCUUAUUCUCAAAUUGCAAAGUUUACUAUGAAGAACGAGGGACACCUAGAUAUCUUCGAGAUAGAGGACAGGAUGACUCGAUCUGCCUCUUCCGCCAUGCUUGAUUUUAAACCAGUUCAGACUGUAUUUGACUUAACAGACGAUCCAAUGAUCCCUUUUGUGUAUGAUUCAUCAGAUGAUGAAGAUGACUAUACUCGACCCGAUGCACAAGAUCCCCUGGGUGUUUCGUAA